Molecule: messenger RNA, 4996 nt
Organism: Sinocyclocheilus rhinocerous
Lineage: Eukaryota; Metazoa; Chordata; Actinopteri; Cypriniformes; Cyprinidae
Product: formin-like
Exons: 17
Coding region: 580-4263 (1227 amino acids)
Biological process (GO): actin nucleation
Cellular component (GO): actin filament
Molecular function (GO): microtubule binding
Source: RefSeq, a predicted model, not a curated record
GUAAUAGUGUGGCUCCGCCCACUCCACCUGACCCUGCAGGAGAUUACAGAGAGAGAGAGACUGAAUCCCUGCCUUGCACUUCCAGCUCCUGCGCUCGAGUAACCGGACACUCGCAGGUGAAUUUCUGCCAGGUUCACAGAGAGGGAGUGGUUAGAGGGAAAAGUAUUCAGACCUGCGUGACUCCUUCCUCUCCAAAGACAGCGCUGAACUUUCUCCAGGAGAAAAACAAGCCUUCACGGACUCCGCCGGAGCAGGGAAAUAUCUUGAGCUCGUAUCCGUUAGUUCUGUAAGUUUCCUUUUCGCUGGACUAGUGCGACACUGAGACACUUCAGACUCUCCGUUUUCUUUCGCUCGUUUGAGAAUCGCACUGGACUCACUAGAACUGCAUGAAACAAAAGUGCUUCCAAAAUGCUUUAGCGGCUCGCAGCUCGUUAGAACUGGAGCAAGAGAGAGAGAAACCCGGGGAUUUUCAUGCACAAAGACCUUUUGUUUUCUCCAGUCUGUGAAACUAGUGCGCAUGCAGGUUGGAGUAAAACCACACUAACUAUGCAGCUGUUGGAUUUCACUUCAUAGGAUCCAAUGCAAACAGGAAUUAUGGAUCCAGACCACACUUGGACCUCUUCAAGGUUCCUCAUGUCGGAUCAGACGGCGGCUGUGUUGACAUCAUUCCGAACAUUGCCUGAUGAAGAUACUAAUGGUCAUAUCAGAGUAGCAGAUCCUUUGAGCCUGAAAUCUGGAGGUGAUCCGUAUCUGGUGCAGGUGACCAGAGUGGAGACGUACAUCGACGAUGAGGAUGAGGAAGACGCCACAAGCAUUCAGGAAAGGGAACAUGAAGGAUCCGCGGACAGACUCGAGCCGUUCGUUGUCAAAGCCGAGAGUCUCGUGGAGCGAUCGCUUAAAGACGCUUCGAUUCUGAGUCGGACCGGUCCAUACGCAAAACUCAAUCGUUCGUCAGACGAUUCCAGAAAAGAAGCGCCGUCUCGGAGCGUAGAUUCAGCGUCAGAAUUACCGAACAGAAGUUUCGUUCCUCCUCUCAAACCUGCUUCUGAGUCUCGUAACGCAGGUGAGGAGGCUUCUUUAGUUUCAGGUGAUUCAAACCAAGAAGGGAAUUCCGGAGCAGAUCCGACAUCUCCGACCGAUUCCCAAAAAGAAGAGACUGAGAGUGCAGCUUCUGCUUUACCCUCCUCAGAUCUUCCACAGACGGGGUCCGGGUCUAUCGCUCUCUCUUCUGCGAUAAACGACUCCAAACAGGACAACAGACACCAGCUGCCGGCUCUGUUCAGCGGGAUACGGGUGUUAAAGAAAGGAGCGCUCGGAGACGAGAGGGAGACGCUUGCAGAAAUCAAACAGCGAGACGCGGACCGAGCGCUGCUGAGCCUCGAACAACACGUCAACAAAGCCAAACUACAACAAACUAAAAAGAAAAACCAACCCAGAAGUCAGUCUGAAAUCACCAGGUUGCUACAGAAAGCAUCGAACGAGGACAAAUCCGCGGCGACGGAUUCGUCUUCUGAUGCUGUUGCUGACAAAUCCAUAUUAUUCAGCUCGAAACCUGCUCAGAAGGAUCCGCUGGAUGCAGCGCUGGAUCUGGACGCUGUUCGGAGGAAGAAGAAGAACGAUAAAGAGCUGCUGAGGGCUAUCUUUGAGAGACAGCUGAGCAAAGCUCCGGUCGCUGAGGAGAAAUCUGAGGUCACGUCUCCGUCCGACGGUGAGGACCGAACCCCUGGCCGUCUGCAGGCCGUCUGGCCUCCACCUAAAGAGGACGGAGAGGAGAAGGUGGGCCUGCGUUACACUGAAGCCGAGCACCAGGCCGCUCUCCUCCAGCUGAAGAGAGAGAGUAAAGAAGAGCUGGAGAAACUGCAUGUGAGCGCUGCAUCAAACAAUCCUGCAGUACUGACAGAAAACACUAGAUGUCCUGAGAGACGGUCGGAUCGAGCCCUGUGUGUUCGGCCUCCAGAUCUCCGUCUGUCUUACAAAGCGAAGCUGCUGGGAUACGGAUCAUCUGUAUUGUCUGAAAUGAGUUUCUUUCCUCGGGAUAAAGCAGUGGAAACUGCGAUAGUGAAGGCAGGCGGGAGUGUCGUUAAAGACUCCCUCGUACACCAUCGGCCUGUUUGUGUUGCUCGUGUCUCUCAGCAAUGGCAGAAACCCAAUAAUUCUCAUCCACGGACGCCAUACUGCAGUCUGAAUCAGCCAAAUACUUCCCAUCAUAAUAACACGCUCUGGAGUUCACUGGAAGAGCCUGAUAUCAUAAACACACAAGAGUUUGAGGAUCUGUUCUCCAAAGCCACCGUCCAGACCAAGAAGAAACCGCUGUCAGACACGUACGAGAAGAAGAACAAAGCCAGGAAGCCCAUUGACCCUCUUCGCCUUGAGCAAGGUGUAAAAUUCCUGCAUGCCUACCCUUUAUUACAGGAGGCAAGUCUUCUUAUAAACCCUGAGUCCCAGUGUGUACCUUUGACAAACUUGCUUUAUGGAAUACAGAUACCUGAUCAGGCAUACAGCCGGCCUGAAAGAAAUACAGCAUGCAAGGAUGGCAUUUAUGCUAAAAACUCUGAAAACGUUAACCGCAAAUUUUUGGAAAUUUCUGAUAUGGAUUACAGAUCUCCACAACCUGUCGGCAUAGAGUCACCCACCCAGAAUCCUGCAGCCACAAUGGUCCGACACCUCACAUAUGGCAUAAUGAGUAAGAGUGCUUCCUCCAGAAAGCAUUACACCUGUAAUUAUUGUGGAAUCCAUUUUAACCAGAGGUGCAAGUUGAAGGAACAUCUCCUUGUCCACACCAACCAAGCAACUGAGCCGCAGAUGUUGUCUAUGCAAAAUGGUCACACUAUUGAGCUUGAAGUUCAGGAUAUGGAAGAGGACCAUUUGCGUGCUGACAGUGAUGUUAUUAGUGAUACCGAUCAACAGGCAUGGAUGGAAGACACCCCGCCGCCCUCUGAAAUGGCUGAUAUAGACAACCUGGAGGGCACCGAGAUGGGUCGUGAAAUGAAACGCAGAAAAUUUGAGUGUCCGACCUGUGCUCGCAAGUUUAUUCAGAAAAGUCACUGGCGUGAGCACAUGUACAUUCACACUGGAAAGCCAUAUAAGUGCAGUGCUUGCGGAAAGAACUUCUGCAGAGCCAAUCAAGCUGCUCGACACGUUUGUCUGAGUCAGGACACAGACUCGCACAUUAUGGUCAACAAACAGAGUUUGGUUUUGUGUGGUGGAGAAGACAACAGUCAAGUGGAAGCUCUCUUUCAGUCUUCUGAAAGACCUUAUAAAUGUAGCAUGUGUGCAGCACCUUUUGCAAGUCCUUCUGAGGUUCCCAAACAUCAGUGUUUGACUGAGCGCGACACUUGUGUUUUCUUGCGGUUAAACGGACGGAUGCUGUAUGUUGCAGCUGUUCUGACGGUGGAUCAUUCUGUGGUGGAUCUGGAGACCGUCGAAGCUUUAUAUGAGAACAGAGCGCAGCCUGAGGAACUGGAGAAGAUCAGGAAACAUUACGAGACGUCUAAAGAAGACGAGGUGAAGCUCCUGGAUAAACCGGAACAAUUCCUGUACGAACUCUCCCAGAUUCCCGACUUCGCUCGCCGCGCGCACUGCAUCAUAUUCCAGUCUGUGUUCGUGGACUCCAUAUCGUGCGUCCAUCGGAAAGUGGAGAUCAUCUCUGCUGUGAGCAAGGACAAUCGGAUAAGUCUGGUGGAUUAUGUGGUGUCGUACUACCUGCGAAACAUGGACGAGAACGCAGGAACAGAGAAGAGCGUUUUCCCGCUGCCUGAACCUCAGGAUCUCUUCCACGCUGCUCAGGUCAAGUUUGAAGAUCUCGCAAAAGACCUUCGCAAGUUAAAGAAGGAGCUGACAGCGUGUGUGAAGGAGGUUGAGCAGGUGUGUGAAAACUCCUCUGAGGAACAUCUACAGCCCUUCAAGGACAAGAUGGAGACCUUCGUCAGCACUGCACAAUCAGAGUACGAGACUGAAGACGAGCGGCUGCAGGCGGCACAGGAGAGUUUCCAGGAGAUGGUGAUGUACUUCGGGCUCAGACCCAAGUCUGGAGAGAAGGAGGUUUCUCCAAGCUUCAUCUUCAUGCUAUGGUACGAGUUCUGCAAUGAUUUCAAGAGCACCUGGAACCGAGAGAAUAAAAGCAUCUCCAAAGAGAGACUCAAAGAAGCUCAGCAGACCGUCCAGAAAAUCACAGCUGAGAAGAAAGUGGAGACGAAGAAGACCAACGCAAACAGUCUGAAAGAGCGACUGCGAAAGAAAGAAGCCGGCGUGUCGUCCAGCUGAGACAGAAACAGAUGCACGCUGUUUGAGUUCGUUCAGAGGAUCUGCUGAGGAUCUGAAGGAUCGUUUCAGAUCACUUCAUCAUCAGAUAUACCAGAAAACAGUGUGUGGAGCCACUUCAGCACGAGAGAACCGUCCUAUUAAACAUAUGCUAGAAACAUCUGACAUCAAUAUAUCUAUCAGAAUCAGCAGUGCCUCAUAUUCAUCAAACAGGGCCUCAUUUAUAUGAUCUGUGUUUGGACUUGAAUGGCGUCACUCGCUUCUGCCUCGGUGUUUCACCACAUUUUUUACUUUUGCCAAAAUGAAGCACUUUUACACUCCUCACUCGUGGAGCCUAUGCAAUAUCCUCCGUUUCAAAAGAGAAAUGUGCAAAUCAUAUCCAUGCAUUAAAUGUGAGAAAACUACUGAUGUAUGUUAUGAUGAGGAACGAAUCAUAUUUACCCUACAGUGAGUGUGCGACUACAUCUUCAUGCGUAAAUGAGUGAGUCAAAGUCCUGUUUAUUCACAGAACGAAGGUUUUAUUGAGGGAUAUAAUGUUGUGAGGAUGUCAGAAAAUUAUAAUGUUUCCCUGUUGGUUUAUGUGUAAUGAAUUCUGUAAUUUAUCCAGUUAUUUCAGGCCCAGAUGUGUUGGAAACCUCUUGGAACAUUAAUACAGUGUCAGAUUUUAUUGACAUUUUUAAAUUAAUUUCCUGUGACAACAUGUACAUUUAUUAGGUGCAAUAAACAGACAUCAGCG